This is a messenger RNA of Penaeus monodon (black tiger shrimp), 645 nucleotides long. RefSeq names its product zinc finger protein ubi-d4-like. The record is from RefSeq and is a predicted model, not a curated record. Lineage: Eukaryota; Metazoa; Arthropoda; Malacostraca; Decapoda; Penaeidae. Gene Ontology annotation, biological process: nervous system development. Gene Ontology annotation, cellular component: nBAF complex.
GUCGCACGUCUGGCCGGCGUUCAGGUGCUGUCGGCCAGUCAAACGCAGGACCAGGACUGCCCUCGGGCAUUUCCCCCACAGCGGAGGUGGGUGGUGACAAGGGGAAAAAGAAAGUAUCAGCUUCUCCCUACUGUGACUUCUGCCUCGGCGAUGCUUCGGAGAAUAAGAAGACUGGGGCGCCAGAGAGCUUGGUGUCGUGCGCAGAUUGCGGUCGUUCAGGUCACCCAACAUGUCUUCAGUUUACGUCUAACAUGAUGAAGAGUGUUGUUAAGUACCGGUGGCAGUGUAUUGAGUGUAAGACGUGUACUCUCUGCGGCACUUCUGAGAAUGAUGAUCAACUCUUGUUCUGUGAUGACUGUGACCGUGGUUAUCACCUUUACUGCCUCACCCCACCCCUGUCAGAACCGCCAGAGGGUGAAUGGUCGUGCUACCUCUGCCUCCGAGAAUUCCAUACCAAGUAAAGCCCUUUGCUGGUGGCUUGUACAAUUCGCAGAGUUGUUAAACGUCAUCCAUCCAGCAUGUAGGAAGCAGGCACCAGAAGGUGGAUGCAUAUUGCAGGUCUUCUAUUCAGUCACAAUGGGUUGUCUAGAGAGGCAUUUUGGAUAACUUGAUAGGAGGAGAGAGAUGAGCACUUCUGGUUAUUUA